This is a messenger RNA of Malus domestica (apple), 267 nucleotides long. Lineage: Eukaryota; Viridiplantae; Streptophyta; Magnoliopsida; Rosales; Rosaceae. The record is from RefSeq and is a predicted model, not a curated record.
AUGUUUAGGCAGAAAGUGAAAGUAGCAUGGGUAGAAAAUGACAGGACUAUCAUGUUCCAAAAGAGGAAAAGAAGGUUACUGAAGAAAGUGAGAGAGCUGACCACCUUGUGCGGUGUCAAUGCUGUCGUCAUUUUCCGUGGUCCGCACGACAACAAGCCGACAGUGUGGCAUUCCGGUCAAGUGACGGAAGAAUUGCUCACCAGUGUUCAGAAGAUGGAAGAGAUCACUGACCUUGAGGAAGAAAAAACUAAACUUGAAGAGAAGUGA